Moneuplotes crassus is the source of this 1758-nucleotide messenger RNA. The record is from the annotation of a GenBank genome assembly. NCBI's taxonomy places the organism in Eukaryota, Ciliophora, Spirotrichea, Euplotida, Euplotidae.
UCUCAUAAAUUUUUGAUAAAUUCUAUUACCAAAAUGGAAGACAACCACCAGCAAGAAAGAAAAGCAAAAUUCUUGGAUUGUUGCAAAGAUACUAAGCCUCAACGUGAGAAGUUCAUGGUGUCUCUUCGCAAAAAACAUAGGCAGGAUAUUUUCAAGAAAAAGAGGAAAUUAUGCGAAGCUCCAGUAGGUAAACACAAUUACAAUCCUCCUGACUUUUACAAAGAAGAUCUUGACUUAAGAGGAAAUGUACUUAUAGUAAAAGAGACUCUACAAAACUGAGAUUUCAACUUUGAUGAAAUCUUCAGCUACCUCCAUCUCCUUAAGAAGCUAUUAGGGGAUGAUGACCUAACACUUGAGUCCGCGACUUACAUCAUGGAGGAAAAUAUGCUCGACCUAAUCCUCGGCUUCCUGAGCAAAGACUUCACCAGUACCCUAAAUGAGGACCAAGCUUGUAUGCUUAUCAACGAAAUUCUAAUGAUAGUCAAUGGCCUAGUCAGCAAGGAACUAAACUUCUUGGUAAAAUAUAAAAUACUUGACAAAAGAUAUGGAGUCAUCAAUUUCCUACACGAGAAUCUUCAGAGCUAUGACAAGGGGCCCAUUAUCAUAAAUACGUUUAUGACUUGUGGGAACAUAGCGAUGGAGAGCAUGUAUUGUCCCUUACUGAGGAAGACUAAUUUCCUGGCGAAAUCAAAGUACUUGCUUGAGUUACCCACAAUCACAAUUUCUCUCGAGAACGAGAUUCUUGACGCACUGAGGUAUUUCAUUGAAAUGAAGUUAAGCCCACUUGAAGCCGAAAUGAUCGUCGAAAUGCUAAGCAGAUUUUUGUUCUUAAAGGAGCCUAAUAAUAAUCCAUUUGGAGCAGUCAGCCCAAAUUGGUCAAGGCAAAUCUCCGUAUUGAGGAAAGUUUUAGAGAUUUUUAUAGAGAUGACCAAUACUACUGAUAUCGUAAAUCAAGCUAAUGAGUAUGGUGUCCUCCUCAAACUCAACAGCAUGCUCCUUGAUAGUGAGCUGGAGAUUGACAUGGAAACUGAAGAUCCUCCGGAGGACUACGAAAGUAUAAAAUGACUCGUUGUUAAAACUAUCGGAGCAAUCCUCUCCUCUGAAGAAAGUGAGCCAAUCAACGAACUCUUAGAACAAGGGAUCAUGGAUAACCUAAUGAAAGCUUGAGACACCAAUGAUCUGUUAUGCCUUGAAAAGGUCCUCUGGGUUGCUUGAAACAUCUCAGUUACUUCCGAAAGCACCGCUAUGACUGUGUCUAAGACCGAACUUUUUGAAUAUGCUGCAAAUGGAUUAAUGGACGACGCUAUCGAGUCAGCCGACAUCAAAAAUGAAGCGUGAAUGCUCCUCAUAAACACAUUUUGAUGCUUACCCCAGAGCUGUAAAGUUGACAUAAUAGCCCAAUGUAUCGGCAAAGACAAUUCCAAGUUCCUCAUUACCUUGGUAAAAUCUCUAUCAGAAAUCGACAGACCUGAGACCCAAAGGUGGAUUCUAGACUGCCUCCACCAAAUAUUUUCUACAGCAAGAGAUCAUCCUCCCUUUGACUACCAUGGGAGCUUCCUGGCAGACAUUCUGGAUGAAUUUGUUGACUGAUCAGGGCCAGAAACUAUAGAUGCUUUCCUUGAAGAUGAAAACGAGCACAUCAGCAAAAUAGCGAAUGAGCUUUAUCAUGAAUAUCUUGAUGAAUCCUACCAAGAGACCAUGCUUCCUCCUCCAGAAGAACUUCCUCACAAUCAGCUGAAUUUCUAAAAAUUAAUAAGA